GUUAAUCCGUUUGGGAUUCGUGUUGGUGAGAAGUCAUAGCGGAGUGGAGGAGCUGUCGUUAAUAACAGGAAAGCGCAGUGACAGACUUUGUUUUAACUGAUUUAACACUAGUUUAAAAAAUGUAAACGGACAUUCCGGUAACUAAAAAGUUAUUAUAGUUGCUGUUUAGAAUGAGACACUAACUUUAGCUGCUUCUUUUAAACGCUGUUUUGUCAGUGGAGACGCAGAGAUUUGACGGUGGACGGCAGUAACAACAUGGAUGUCCGGGCAGCAACGGUGCGGCUUUGAACUGGAAUUAGGACCGUUUUAAGUUUAUUUUGUGGUCUGACGUCCUUUUUACGAGGAAUUCAGCAUUAACCCACACACAAGAUGUUGAGGCUGUGGAGGCGAGACGUGCCGCUCUCAGAGAGGCUGGGAGAAGAUUCUCCCCCCGCUGCAGCCCCCGCACUCCCACCCACGGCAGCUCCAACGGGGCCUAACAUUUCAUGGCUCCCAGAGGCCCCACGGCUGAACACGGAGCCCAUCUUCCUCAUGACUCCCGCAGCACAGGCGAUCUCUGGCUUUUUUGUAUGGAUCGCUCUCGUCCUCACGUGUCACCAGAUCUACAUGCACCUACGCUUUUACAGCUCACCCCGGGAGCAGCGUCACAUUGUGAGGAUCCUCUUCUUCGUUCCUAUCUAUGCCUUUGACUCCUGGCUCAGUCUCCUCUUCUUCACUAACGACCAGUACUACGUUUACUUUGACACCAUCAGGGAUUGUUAUGAGGCUUUUGUGAUUUACAACUUCCUGAGUCUGUGUUACGAGUAUCUGGGUGGAGAGAGUGCCAUCAUGGCUGAAAUCAGAGGAAAACCCAUUGAGUCCAGCUGUAUGUAUGGCACCUGCUGCCUCCAGGGAAAGGCCUACUCCAUUGGCUUCCUGCGCUUCUGCAAACAGGCCACACUGCAGUUCUGUGUGAUCAAACCGCUCAUGGCUGCCAUCACUGUGGUGCUGCAGGCCUACGGCAAGUACAAGGAUGGAGACUUCAAUGUUGCCAGUGGUUACUUGUACAUCACCAUCAUCUACAACAUCUCCGUCAGCUUGUCCCUCUACGCCCUCUUCCUCUUCUACUUUGCCACGAGGGAGCUGCUCAGUCCCUACAGCCCCAUCCUCAAGUUCUUCAUGGUCAAGUCCGUCAUCUUCCUCUCCUUCUGGCAGGGUAUGUUACUGGCUAUCCUGGAGAAGUGUGGAGCCAUCCCUCAGAUCAACUCGGUGGAGGUGUCUGUUGGCGAGGGGACUGUUGCUGCUGGCUAUCAGAACUUUAUCAUCUGCAUCGAGAUGUUUUUUGCAGCAGUAGCUCUGAGACACGCUUUCACCUACAGAGUCUACAUGGACAAAAGUCUGGACUCUCAAGGACCUGCUCUUUCAUAUGGGGACUUUGGUCGCCGUGCCCCAAUGAAGAGCAUCUCCAGCAGCCUAAAAGAAACCAUGAACCCCAACGACAUGGUCCAAGACGCCAUCCACAACUUCUCGCCGGCCUACCAGCAGUACACACAGCAGUCCACAGAGCAGGGCGUCCCACCGCCUGUCUGCCGGACCCUGAGCGUCAUCAGCGGCAAAGGAGACACAGAGAAGACGCUCCUGCUCAGCUCUGAUGACGAGUUUUAACAGACUGACGUUCUAACGGUGGACAGUCCUCAAAACAGCUGAACUCCACACUUGUGUUUGUUUCAUUUAUGUUUUUUAUUUUUUUGGUCUUCAUUGUGUACAGAUGUCUUGUACUUAAGCUUUUAUUUACUGAGCUGAUUUUUAUGUUUUAGACUCUAAGGCCAGAAACAAAGGUCACAGUUUAAAAAAAGGAAGGUUACCUUUACAUCGUGGCUUGAUUGUGUUUCCUUAUGUUAAACAUAUUUUUGCGAGGAACUCAAUCAUUUAGUGGAAAGUUAAAGGUGUGUUUUUGUAGGAGCUGUUUUUUUCUGUCUGUCAUGUUUACUUUUUAGUCUUGUAAAAAUCUCCAAAAAGUCAGACUUUUUCUGAUUUAAAAUAAAGUAUAUAAGAAAAUAUUUCCUUAAAAUUCCUUAAGAUUUUUUUAUAUUUAAGGCAGAGCAAAUAAGUCCUAUUUUCCAUAUCAGAAUGCAGGCAACAGCAGCAGAGUUAGUCUGGAUUAAAUGGGGCGGAGUUAUUUGAAGGACUGGGAUUUAAUCCCAGACAGAGGAGCUGUGUGAGCACCAAUCUAGGUUAACAGGAUUGAGGAGGAGAGAAAAACAUGAGAGGAAUAUAGGUCGGAGCUAACUAAAGAUGUUUGCUGCAGGACUGUGCUGGGGUCAUCCACAAUAAGAGAAGAAAUGGCUAGUCAAUAUCUUAACUUCAUCAGUUAUUUUAUAUCCACAGUCAUUUUAUAUUGAGAUAAAUAUAUUUAAAGCUGAAUUUAAUUUGUGUUUUAUCAAUUUUGUUUCCAUAUUCAUACUUGUUGUAUUCCCUCAAUGUCAGGCAUUAACAUACGUCUUUUUGAACAUUAUUAUAUCACUUGGAUGCUUUAAUGUAUCUUUAAAGGUCUUGAUAUUGUUAGGUCAGUGAGAUGUCUUAUCAGAGUUGUUGUUUUUUUGUUUUGUUUUUUGUUUUUUUGAAUGAGUCACACCAGAGUUUGAUUAUGGAUUUACACUUUCACUGCAUCGCUGCACUUCCGUGUGUGUCCACCAGUGGGCUGUGCAGGGCAAACAAGAACACACAACAAGAUGGCAACUGAAAUAAAGGUGAUUUCAGGAGAGAGAGAAUAAAGCAGGUGCUUAGUUUGAUUCAAA
Messenger RNA from Cynoglossus semilaevis (tongue sole), 2777 nucleotides. RefSeq names its product transmembrane protein 184ba (gene tmem184ba). The transcript has 9 exons. NCBI's taxonomy places the organism in Eukaryota, Metazoa, Chordata, Actinopteri, Pleuronectiformes, Cynoglossidae. The record is from RefSeq and is a predicted model, not a curated record. Bases 370 to 1644 code for a protein of 424 amino acids.